Molecule: messenger RNA, 5497 nt
Organism: Vitrella brassicaformis
Lineage: Eukaryota; Vitrellaceae
Source: the annotation of a GenBank genome assembly
GCCGGCGUCCUCUCGACGCAUGGAUGGAGCCACAAAGGGUGAAAGAAAAAAGAGAAGUGUGGUGUUGACCCACACCAGCACAGACACACAAAUAGAAAACGACAGCAGUUGUCAGUCAGUCAGUGUCGGUCGCUUGAACAAAGAAAUGUCGCCGAUGUAGUAUCUAUCUAUCAAAUCAAGGCUGCGCUGCGCUGCACAUGGCUGUAUGCUAUGCACAUUAUAGACAGACACUGGGGGGCCUGUGUGGACACUAGACUAACAAUAACAGAAAAAAGACCCAACCAUCCAUCCACAAUUACACGAGAAUCUCCUCAUUCUCCUGCAGCAUCCGCCCGCCCUCAUUUUCCUGAAGCAUCCUCAGGAGCAUCAGCAGGAGGGGCCCCUGUCUCCGUCUCGGCGUCGUCAGCCAGCCAUCGUGGCGUGGGAUAGUGUCUGGUGACGAAGGCGAUGGGCGCCGCGUCGGGGAAGACCUCCACAAUGGUGCACUGGUCGCAUAUGUGUGGGUGGAGCUUGUUGACAAACGCCAUCACAUCGUACGAGUAGAGGAUGGCGUGGGUGCGGCCGGUGGAGAGGGCGUCGAGCAUGGCCUCCAGAGAGAACAGGUCGACAAUCGUGGCCUGGAAAAGACAGAGAGGGACGACAAUGCAUGUCUAUGUCUCUGUCUCUGUCUCUCUGUAUCUCUGUGUGUGUGCGUCUUGUUGUGAGUGUGGUCGGCAAUCCUUACGUUGGGUAGGUGCUCUUCGAUGAUUUCGUCUCUGCUGGUGCCAGGUGUGUGGCCGAUCUUCAUCUUGGCCGUAUUCAAGGCCUCCAACUCCAAAGACGACGAAUUCAGCACUGAUCGAAUACCAGACAUCACAUCACAUUGGUCGCGUCUCUCUCUGUGUGCCUUUCAAGACAAGACAAGGUACCUUUGGUUGCGUUUGGUCCUGCGAUGAGUGCACUCCUGUCGCCGGCCAUGUAUGGGCACGGGAACGAUACCAUCUCAGCGCGCACAGGGGUGGGGAAUACUGUGGCAGACACGACGUCAUAGUGGUCGUCGUACCUGCCACCAAUACAACCAACACACCACAUGGAGACAUCAACCGUGAGGUGUGUCCAUGUCUCUCUGUGUGCGUGUGUGAGCGUACAGGGGUGCAAUGAGGUCCACAAAGAAGUCUCUGUGAACAGGUCGGUAGACGAAGAUCGGCCGCACUGAGAUGUCGUAGAAGUCGCUCAGGUAGUCCGCCAAAGCGUUGAUCACGUCCACCUCGAAACCCCACACAGACCUUCACCCACCCGGACACGCACAGAGCACAGAAGAGCAGCACUCACAACGAGACACAUUCGGUACGGACCAUUCCAUCGAUCCACUCACCCGUUUGCAGAUCUCCAUGCGAAUGGGGGGUACCCGAAGUCGCUCCCCACCCACAGCUCGCCGCUUGACAAGACGCGCUUGAGGGUCCCGUGUGCAUCCUCCAUUGGGGGCAGCGAUGUCUCGCGGCACACCUCAUCGGACCCUUCUUGCAGCAUCCUGCCGUCACCGACCGCCCCACCAUGCCGCCAGUAGAUGGCCGCGUCAAGGGGCAUUGGAAUCUGCGGAUCGCCGUCGAAGUAUUUCGACCUGUCAAGGAGACACAAGGACAGGUGAAGAUCCGUGUUUUAUCUUUGCUUUGUGCAUUGCCCACCAUAUGUCGAACCACUCGCCGCUGUCCAGUAGUUUCAGCAGGGUGGCGCUGAGAGCAGAAGUCAGCUGGUCGUCUCCUCCGUUGGGCAGCUCACCCAUGGCUUCGUAGGGCGCGAGUGAAGAUGAAGCAGCCACCACCUCGCCCCCCAACACCGAGCCCGUUCCAUGGAUAUACGGUUGACUCGCAUUGCGGCCGUAUGAGAGAGAGGAUGGCCCAGUGCGGUUGAGUAGGAGCUCUCGAAGUUUGCCGCCUGAAGACUCCGGCACUUGAGGUAUUUUGACGUCUUCGCGUCCCUCUUUGACCCAGUAGCCGUCGUCCCACUCCUCGCUGACGCCCUCUUCCGGAUCAGGCACCCAGUAAUACGUGACGUUCGCCACCUCGUAAUAAUACGUGCCUGCACACAGGCACCGGAAUGAAGACAUGACCCAUGGCGUUCAAUGGAAAUACAGCCCUCUCACCGUUGGCAAAGUAGACCUCUCCCUCCGGAUCCUCAUCGACCUCUAUCAGCUCGCUCUCAUCAGGAUCGAUGGCCUGCCCGGCCGGGGGUAGCUCAGUUCGGUUGCUCUUAGCGUCGUAGUAGUAUGAUGGGUCGAAGGGGGUCUCUUCGGGCGGGACGUACGACACAUCCACGUCGACAUUGGUGACCGUGCCGGUGCUGGAGCUUGGGGGCUCGGCGGGGUCUUCUUGGUAGUUGUCGCGGUAGAAUGGCUCGCAGUAGCCUUGCAGGCAGUAGCCCGAGCAGCAGUGGAUGUCAUCGGUGCAUGCGUAGGCGUCGGGCUGGCACUGGCUGCCGUAGUAGUCGGCCGUGUCGUACCGGUCGUAGUACCGGUCAUACCACCAGUAGUAUGGAAUGUAGGGGUACCUGAGAGAGACAAAAAAGGACGGUCAGAUGUGGUCUCCACACGUCUGCAUGCUCACGUACCACCAGCCAAAUCCGAAGUAGAAGCCGACACCCAGGCCUAGACCCCGGCCACGCACUCGUAGGGGGAUGGGAAGAGCCCGACGGAAGCGCCUCCCCAGGAGAAACCUCGGACGGAUCGCCUCGAGGCAGGCAGACACUCACAUUCAAGAAUGACCACACAUGAAAACCCGUCCACGUCUCUCUCUCCUCUCACCUGUCCACGAGGCACCCUCCGGAUCAGUCUCCUGAUCUUCCUCGUUGCUCUCCGGGGGGCGCGGCGCGGGACAUGCGGGCGCCUGAAUGGCCUGUUGUACUGCACAUAGCGUGGGAUGCCGCUGCGGGCGCGGACUCGGCGUGAUACAGACCGGAAACCAGGCCGUGCGACAUUGGCUAGCGAUGGACGAGCGCCGCUACGGCGUCUGGGGCGACGACCGGCUGUGCCCUUGCCGCUGCCUCUCUCCCCGGGUCGUCGUCCCUCACCGACAGAUGGGCGAGCUCCCUUGCCGCUGCCUUUUCCGGCCGCAGGUCGUCGGCCCUUGCCGGACCCCUUGCCUCGAGCGCCCUUGCCUUUCCCUCCACGCGCCCCUUCGCCGCGAGACCCUUUGCCGCGAGACCCUUUGCCUCGCAAACCCUUGCCGCCGCGAGAUCCCUUGCCGCGAGAAGCUGUGCCUUUGCCGCGGCCGCGACUGCCCCCGCCUCGGUUGGCGACGUUGGGUGGCCUUGGGCGUGCUCCCUUGCCUUUGCCGCGCUGAACGCUGGGAGAGGCUGGGUUGCGGCCAGUGGUACGAGGAGGGCGCGGCUGAGCCCGGUUCCAGUUGCUGAAAGAAUGGAAAGCAGAGGUGAGACAUGUAGAUUUGUGUGACCCUCGGCCACUACGCGUCUUCGUAUUAUGGUUACUUGGCAGCCUGUCGGGCUCUGCUGCCCGUGUUGGGGGAGAGCUGUCCUGUCGGCCUGCGAACCGUCACCGAGCCGGAAGCGCGCUGGCGCGAAGUACUGGCCGGGCGGUUGGCAGGACGAUUGGCGGGCCGACCGGCAGGGCGAGAACGGGACGCUGACCAAAGGAGACACGUGUUGACGUGUUAAGAAACAGAGAAAUGUGUCCGUCAUUGCUUGUGUCACCUGUGGGGCUGCGUCUCGAGGUGGUUGUACGGCUGGGUCGCCGUCCCGUGCUCGACGGGCGUCGGCGGACUGUGGACGACGAGCGGGAGCGGGAACGCGAAGGGGACGACCUGCCACCUGCACGCACAUAGAACACAUCAGAAAAUUGUGAACGUGUUGUUUUCUCGAACGAACAUGCACGUGGGUCAACAUUCGACAACGAUGAGAACAGAACUCUCAAGAAUCAAAUACAACUUAAUAUAAUAUGAUCUACAGCACAGCGCACCAUAGCUGAAACUGGACCUCCUUCCUGCUCCAGAGGAGCGUCGGCCGCUGCGCGACACAGAUGACCGGCCCCUAGAGCCGAACGAGCCGCCCCUUCUCCCCCCGAACGAGCCGCCCCGCCUGCCUCCACCCCGAGACCCCCCACGUGAUCGGCUCCCGCCUCCCCUGCCCCUACCUCGCCCACCGCCUCCUCGACCACGACCACCUCCACCUCUGUCACUCGACGAUAGAUAGAAGCACAAGACGAUAUGGAUGCAUGCAGUGUCGGUAUAUAGUGCAUGUGAGGGUGAGUGUACCUUCCUCUGCCUCCUCCCCCUCUGCCCCGGCCACCGCCUCCACGGCCGCGGCCGCCACCACCCCUUCCGCCGCCACGGCCUCGCUGCAACUCUCGGCUGCCUUGCUCAGCGCCAACCUCCUCUGACCAGGAAAGCCGCACACAACACAUACGUCGUCGGUGAGGGAUGUGCGGUUUCUGGUGGGUGGAAGAAGUGGUUUGUGGAUGGGGAUUUGCUCACCGAAUAAACACACCACAAAGAAGAGGAGGACGGCGACAAAGUGCCACACACGCAUCGCGGCUGAUCCGGUGGGGCCUCACGAGAUCACGGAAAAUGGAACGAUGGAAGGAAAACCGCUCGGGCUGGAUGCAGCUGAUGGACGUUCUACGACCACCUGACGGACGUGCAGGCCUUCUAGAACACCCAGAGAGCGGGGAAAGUCCCUGCCAACGGCGGCUCUUGGGGGUGUUGUGUUCACAAGAUGAGACUGGUGGUGGAAUCGCUGGAAGGGAGGGGUGCGUGGGUGGUCCCGCCUGAGGCGGGACACGUGCUGUUAUCCAUGCUGACGUUCUAUCUUCUCUACAUAUAUAACAUCAUCCGAUCGUGCGCUUUCGGUCUUGGGUGGCUCCCGAUUGACUUCAUUUCCUCAAACACACACGUACAGCGGAGAUCUGUCCCCAAGAGCUGACUGUCUGCCUCAUGGGAAAAUCGCUGACAGGGCAUGACAUCGACAAGUCACUGUACUGAUGGCCUCACGUUUUGUGUGCCAUGCUGCCCUUGCUGGCUUAUCUUGCCCGCCGUCACCUUACUAACCUGGCGCAGACAGCAGGCCAGGAUAAUAUGGUCACGCCUGGCGGUGGCAGCCAUGCAAUGGGCCGCAUAGCAUUGAAGCAUCAUCGAAAGCAGGCGAGACAGAAAGAUAGACGCACACCACUGGGAGUCAAAAACGAAACGCAUCCGCCGUAUCGCACCCACCAUCCGUUGGUCAAAACACUACACCUGCCUCCCUCCCUGUCUGCCUGACAGACCACAUCGACUGACUGAUCCAUGCACGCUUAGCAUGCACCACCCGGACGCAAUAGAUACCCUGACCACACCAGCUGUCCUCCCACCCACUCACUGCCGCAUUCGUAAUGCACCGCACCAGUUAGUUACUCUACACACACGAAUCGGCGAAGAUGAUGAUGGCAGGCACACCGACGUGGCGCAGCACAAGGUUGGUGAUGGAAAAAUAGAUGAUGCGUUCGUUGCUCCGUAUGGCGCCCCAGGGGAGG